Molecule: messenger RNA, 2037 nt
Organism: Cinara cedri
Lineage: Eukaryota; Metazoa; Arthropoda; Insecta; Hemiptera; Aphididae
Source: the annotation of a GenBank genome assembly
AUGCCCGGUGGCCGGCCAGUGCAGCUGAUCGUAACGGCGACGAUGUUGGUGAUAUUCUGUUGUGGAACGUCGUCGUACGCGGAUUGGGCCGAUUGCCCGAAGGCGUGCCAAUGCAAGUGGAGUUCGGGCAAGAAGACGGCGCUGUGCAAAGACGCCGGGUUCACCGAAAUACCGAUUUCGCUGGACGCCGAAAUGCAGGUGCUCGACCUAAGCGCCAACAGCAUACGUGGCCUGCCGGAAGACGCGUUCAAAACGGUCGGGCUGCUGAACCUGCAACGGGUGUUCCUUCGGGGUUGCGGCAUACACAACGUACACAAGGACGCGUUUAGAGAACUGAAAAUACUCGUGGAACUCGAUCUCAGCGACAACCUGAUCGGCUCGCUGCACCAAGAGACGUUCCACGGCAACGAACGUCUCCGCGUCCUGUACCUGAACGGUAACCCGUUGAGCGAGAUUAAAGAGAUCCAAUUCCCCGUGCUACAGCAUCUCCGGACGCUCGAGUUGCAACACUGUCAAAUCAAACGCGUACACCGGGACGCUUUUUUGCAUCUGUCGUCGUUGGAGUCGUUGAAUUUGAACGGGAACCUGUUGAAACGGCUGUCGAAAACCGUGUUCUUGCCCGUGUCGAAACUGAAAACGCUGUCACUGGACGGAAAUCCAUGGGUCUGCGACUGUCAGCUGAGAAAAUUCCGGGACUGGUUCGUGAAGUCGAAUCUCUAUUCCCAUCCGCUGUCGUGCAUCGAGCCGGAAGUGUUGUCCGGGAAUCAUUGGGAGAACAUCGAUCCUAUCGAGUUCGCUUGUCCGCCGGUGGUCAAGAUUGACAGGAGUAGCGUUAUGGAGGAUGUUGGUAACAACGUUACAUUUACGUGCAAAGUGACCGGAGAUCCGGAGCCCGAGGUCAGCUGGUACUUUAACGGGCACAACAUCGAAAACUAUACGGAUCAGAUGGACGAAAAUCGCACAUGGCUGGAAAACGACCAGAACAUGUGGAGCGUGCUGAACAUAUUCAACGUGUCGGACGUGGUCGUGGGGGAAUUUACGUGCGAGGCUCGUAAUUCCCGAGGACAGAUGUCGGCCAACGUGUCUUUGGCUUUGCCCGAAGUAGCGGUAGCCACAACGCUGAGCAAAUCCAAAUCCAUGUACCUGGUUGUGGUGGUCGCGGCGGCCAGCGUCACGGGGUUGCUGUUCGUGAUCGGCUUGACGUGUUGCAUAUGCCACGCGAACAAGAAGUCCGGAGGCGGACGUCGGGACAGCAAAUCGAAUUUCAAAGGGAGCACCAGUUUCAGUGAUGCGGACAAAAGGUUGCUGGACGCGAGCAUAUCGACCACGCAAGCCGGUAGCUGCGAAAUGCUCGGAGGCGGCGGCGGCGGUUCGUCCUGCCAGGACCUCGAGCUCAUCGAACAGUCGCUGCAGAACAUCCCGUUGGCUUCGGUGUGCGACCAGCAGCCCGUGCACAUAACCAUCGAGAGUCACGACCCGAACUCCGGCGUGUCGCUGUACCCGCCGCCGCCGGAGUUCUCCACCAGUAUCCUUCCGACGGUCAGCGGUUUCGGGAACAUAUUCAUUUCGGUGUCGGUUAGCCAAGAACCGCCGGACCAGGAGUCCAGGUACCCGGACUUGCUGGACAUGCAACACCGCGGGCAAAAACAGAGCGUCAGCGUCGGCACCAGUUCGAACCAACAACAACAUCAACAACAACAGCAACAACAACAACAACAACAACAACAACAACAACAACAGCAACAGCAACAGCAACAACACCAUCAACACCAUCAUCACCAUCAUCCGCAUCAAACCGCUGCGGUGGCGGCUGCGGCGUCGUAUUAUGCCACUAUGCCGCGGAAAAAACACUUGAAAGACCACCAGCCGAUGAAAUCGGUGUUGCCGCACUACGAUAACAUGGGUCCGCGGAUCACGGCCACGGGGAGCUGUACGAACCUGUCGUCGAUCUCCAACAGCGGCGAAUCUUCCGACGACAUACCGCCGCCUCCGCCGCCGCCGCUGUGCACCGGACACACGGAUUACGUCGCCCUUUAA